Molecule: messenger RNA, 1763 nt
Organism: [Torrubiella] hemipterigena
Lineage: Eukaryota; Fungi; Ascomycota; Sordariomycetes; Hypocreales; Clavicipitaceae
Source: the annotation of a GenBank genome assembly
GUGGGAACUCUGUGCAGAUAUAAUCACCACUAUCCGCUUCCUCUAUGGCCAAUCACGCUGUAAACAGAAGCACUCAUUGUAUCGCAGGUCCUGUGUUUGAAACACUGCAAGUCUUUCACCAUGGCUGUCGCCUUAGAUGCGACUACUCCUACGACGGAUAAUCUGGCUGAUGACAAUGGACAAGCCACCAAAGAGAUUGUCCAGAAUGAGGAGAUAGCCUUACCAGAAGAUGAAGAGCGCCGCCUCCUGCGCCGCAUUGAUGGGCGUCUGCUCCCAAUGCUAUUCCUUAUCUAUCUCAUGGCGUUUCUUGAUCGAGCAAAUAUAGGCAACGCCUUAACUCUCGGGUUAGAAGAAGACCUGUCACUCGCCGGAUCCCAGCCCAAUAUUGCGCUCCUGAUCUUCUUUGUUCCCUACAUUGUUCUCGAGAUCCCCUCCAACAUCAUCCUCAAGAAAGUGACCCCGCACGUCUGGAUGUCUCUGUGCAUGACGGGCUUCGGCAUCGCCAUGCUCGCACAGGGCUUUGUAACCAACUAUGCUGGUCUACUCGCUACACGCUUCUUCCUCGGUGUUUUCGAAGCGGGCAUUUUCCCCGGAAGCUUCUAUCUGAUCAGCUUCUGGUACAAGCGCCAGGAAGCGCAGACACGCUACACCGUCUACUUCUCCUCCAUCCUUCUGGCAUCAGCGUUUAGUGGACUGCUUGCAUCGGCCAUUGCUAACAUGGAUGGUGUAGGAGGCAAGUCGAGCUGGCGUUGGGUAUUCAUCCUCGAAGGCAUCUUGACCAUCAUCGCAGCGGCUAUGGCAUUCUUUCUUAUCUGCGACUUCCCAGAUCAAGCGAAAUGGCUUACGGACCGCGAGCGGCGCUUCAUCCAUCAAAAGACGAAGCAGGACGACAAGACGGCCGACGACAAAAUCACCUUGCGCGACAUCGGCGAGUUUGUAAAGCAUCUUGAGCACCAUGUGGCCGCUCUAAUGUAUUUCUGUGCUAUUGUCCCCGCCUACGCAUUCGUCUACUUUGUGCCUACCGUGAUUAAGACACUCGGCUACAACACAGUACAGAUCCAGCUGCAUUCUGUACCGCCAUAUGCAGCGGCGUUUGCUCUAUGCAUGAUAUUGGCUGUUGCAAUUGGCAGAACCGAUGUUCGCUUUCCAUACUAUUUGCUGUCAUCUGCCAUAGCCAUUGCUGGUCUGGCUAUUCUCUUGGCGGUUCAUGAUGGGUUUUCUGUGCGCUACCUCGGUAUUUGCCUUACAGUGAUUGGGCUUCAGGCACUUGUGAUUCUCUGCAUUGGCUGGUACCUUGUCAAUCUCCACGGACACAAGGAGCGCAGCAUUGGGUCGGCGUGGAUGAUUGGUUUCGGCAACAUGGGCGGCUUUGUUGCUCCUUUUGCAUUUCUUUCAAAGUACAAGCCAGAGUACCGCCCUGGUCUAUCCAUGUGUAUUGGAAUUGCAGCCCUUGGGGCUGCAACGGCCUGUGCUUACGCGGGGCUCAUGGUUCGCAAGAGGCGUAGAAUGAUGGCCAUGGGGAACGCGUCCAGCACGCCUCUACCGUCUCUGUAGUGCAUCUGGCCUAGUCUUGCCAUAAUAUGUACCUUACUUUCAUGUUUGCAACUUUCCUUAUGCAGUAUUGCAUCGGAGCAUCUUUACAAGUGUGAGAUCUCCACGAUGCAUCUUCACAACCAAACCUAACUUUGCUUACAAAAGAUAAAAUCUAGUCCCCAACUUGAAGCUCGAUUGCAUGCCCGCACGUUUUAAAAAUAGCCUUCCCG